UUGGUGUUAGUGGAAUAUAGGCUGCAAUGGUCCAAUGUCCAUCCUGACGAUUAUUUACACAGCCCAUUUUUUUUUUUUAAAUGGAUCAAGUCUACACACUGUUUAACCUUCAUAAGCAUAAGCCGUGAGGUUUUCUCUUUGCAGGUUAUCAGGACUGACUUGCAUGUUUGUGUUGUUCACAGUUUAUGACAUGGGCACUGGAUAGGUGGCUUAUUUUAGCAUCGGUGCAACAAACCUGAUAGCCUCUCCAAAUUUGAUGUUAGAGUUUUAGCAGUGAUUGCCGAAGCACUCAAUAGGAAUGGCAUACAAGGUGCUGCAACAUAGCAUACCAUGUAUGGUGAAGAUGCUACAGAGAGCACCUGGGAUCUGGGGUAGGGGAGAGAUACUGCGUAUCAUCAGCAAUCGACAUGCUAGCUCCUCUACCUUAGACCUCAGUGGCAUUCUCCCACCUAUUGCCACCCCAUUCAACGAUGAUGAAAGCAUUGCUUUUGACAAGCUGGAGGAGAAUGUGAAAAAGUGGAAUGCCAUUUCCUUUAAAGGCUAUGUUGUACAAGGUUCCACAGGAGAGUUCCCUUACCUGUCUAAAGAAGAACGCGUAAAUCUUGUACGAUUUGUUCGGAAAAUUGCUCCAAAAGAGAAGCUUAUUAUUGGUGGCUCUGGUUGUGAAUCCACCGCUGACACCAUUGAACUGACUGCCAAAAUGGCUGAAGCUGGAGCAGAUGCUGUAAUGGUUGUGACACCUUGCUACUACAAAGCAAGCAUGACCAACGAUGCGAUGGUGGCUCAUUAUACAAAGGUAGCAGAUAACAGCCCAGUUCCAGUUAUUCUCUAUAGUGUUCCAGGGAACACAGCAUAUGACCUGGCACCAGAAGCAGUUUUCAGACUAGCUCCACAUCCUAACAUUAUAGGCAUGAAAGAAAGCGGUGGUGAUAUAACCAAGAUAGGGACUAUGGUUUUCAAGACAAAAGAUACUGACUUCCAGAUAUUGGCAGGAUCAGCUGGAUUCUUGUACUCAUCAUAUGCGAUGGGUUGUGUUGGGGGUGUAUGCUCUUUGGCAAAUGUUCUUGGACCAGCACUGUGCUCUCUUGGGGAAUUUUUCAAGAAAGGUGAUCUAGCUGCUGCUCAGAGACUACAGCAAAGGCUGAUUAGUCCAAAUGCAUGUGUGACUCGCCGAUUUGGUAUCCCAGGUCUUAAGGCAGCUAUGGAUGCACUGGGUUACUAUGGUGGACCAACACGCUUGCCCAUGCUUCCAGUUUCCGAGAAAGAUCGGGCAACUAUAAUUCAAGUCUUUGCAGAGUCAGGAUUCAUGUGAAAAGAGCCAUAGAUGGUAAGCAGCCCUACUGCCAGCAUAAAUUCCAGAUGUAGGAUCAUAGUACAGCAAUUUGUGGCUUGUGUUUUAUUGUGGAGAAAGCUGGAAAAACACUACCUAAGAAAAGAAGUGUUGGAAAGAUUUGGUGGUAAACCCAGAAUGCUAUUUUGAAGACCAUUGAGAAUCUAUACAAAAAUUAGAAAACUUUGAAUCAUGAACUUGUAUUUCUGGAUCUAAUUGUGGUAGGUCUCGUAUAUUGUUUCAUGUAUGAAUGGUGUCUUGUGUCUGAUGUCUUGAGUGCGUCAUUUGUUCCUCAUCACUUUGGGCACAUAUAUAAGUUAUGUAUAAGAAAAGCCUUUGUCCGCCAUCUUCUUUAUAACUCUCUUAGGGACAUUCUCUGAACUUGUGCCUCUUCGAUUCACCUACAAAUCUCUUCAUCCUUAUCUGCAGGGGUUUGUCGAGCUUUGUGUUGUGUGUGUCGUGCAUAUGAAAGGUAAGUGUACGCAGUGUUUGUAUGGCGUAAAUGAAAUUUCAUGUGUGCUUUCAAAAUCCUCUCCUACUCUUAGAAGUUUAAAAAUUUAACAAUGAGAUGCAGGAAGCUUUGAGCUUACCCUGGACUUAACCCUCAUCAAAAGUACACAUUUUAGAUAUGAAGAAAUUUCAGUCACUUACUGUUUGUAAAUAAACUCAUUAAAAUACUG
This is a messenger RNA of Pomacea canaliculata, 2010 nucleotides long. RefSeq names its product 4-hydroxy-2-oxoglutarate aldolase, mitochondrial-like. The coding region runs from base 299 to 1312 and encodes 337 amino acids. Lineage: Eukaryota; Metazoa; Mollusca; Gastropoda; Architaenioglossa; Ampullariidae. Gene Ontology annotation, biological process: N-acetylneuraminate catabolic process. The record is from RefSeq and is a predicted model, not a curated record. Gene Ontology annotation, molecular function: N-acetylneuraminate lyase activity; 4-hydroxy-tetrahydrodipicolinate synthase activity. The transcript is spliced from 8 exons.